Molecule: messenger RNA, 5402 nt
Organism: Aedes albopictus (Asian tiger mosquito)
Lineage: Eukaryota; Metazoa; Arthropoda; Insecta; Diptera; Culicidae
Exons: 4
Coding region: 420-4676 (1418 amino acids)
Cellular component (GO): nucleus
Molecular function (GO): zinc ion binding
Source: RefSeq, a predicted model, not a curated record
CCAAAAUGUCAACAAACUUUGCCGUCGUUCGCUUUUAUUUUUGUUUCAACACACGCACACUUUGGUUGACCCUCGUUAGCGCCCUCACUGGUGUGCGUGGGAUCAUUUUCCCGUCGUCGCCAGAGUGUGUGAACUGUGAAGAGGUGGUCUGUCAAAGUCCUCGUCGCAAGCCCAAAUCCGAUCCACAGAAGUAAAGUUGCAGGAAAAAAGAUGACUGCCUUCGUCGUCGCGUAAAAUUUGCACCGAAAAAGUGGUCAAACUUCCGCCGUGGUCGCCGUCGUCGGUGCUCCGAUUUUAAACAACUGCCCGCGGGGGUGGUUCGCGGUAGUUCUCCCCGGUGGAGUGUGUUGGGUGUUGGUGAACAUAGCAAAAGUGGCACAUCAAACGCAGAUUUUGUGGGUUGGUUGGGAAUUAUAAUCAUGUUCAGCAGCAGCAGUAGCAGUAGCGAUCUGCGCCCGGACCACAGUGAGGAGGGCCAAUUUUGUCGAUUGUGCUUCACCAAGUCGGCCGAGCUAUGUCCUCUGUUUCCUCCGGCCAGCAUUCCGAACAAGGUGCUGCUUCACAAAAUUUUCGACUGCACCACCAUAACGUUGAGUUUUCGAGACGAUCACAAUGCACAAAUAUGUAAUAGUUGUGUCGUUAGUAUUGAAGCCUUCUUCAAGUACAAAAUAAAAUGUGUGGAAAAUGACAAAUUGUUGCGGAAGCGACGAACAAAUUUCUUCGCUGGGAUAGGACUUACGAACGAUCCCGUCGCGACGCCAUCGAUUGCAACUGAAGGUGAAGAAAAACAGACAAAUAAGCAGUUGGAUAAAACAGAAGAUGACCAGAAGCCAGAAGAUGCCGACUCUACUAAUUGUGCGGUCAAGCAGGAACUCCUCGAAGAUGAUGACGACGAUGACGGAUAUUUUAAUCCGGGACAGUUUUUGGCACAGGAAACGCAAAUCGGUGAUAAACAGAUCGACCAGUCCUUACUGAACGGCGGUAACGAUGAUAGCAGUUUUGGACCGAGCAAUAAUUCUGGCAUGGAACGAGGCUGGAAAACAACUGAGUUUUCUCCACAGGUUGGUGGUUCUGUGCUGAAACCCCUCAAAAUAACCGAUUACUCAAAUCUGGACGGUAAGCGUGGAAGGCCCCAAACAUUCAUCACCACAGUUCCUACCGAGCGUCUUCUGGCCCGUCCCAACCCAUUCGCUGCAAGUUCAUUCCACACAUCCUCGCCGCUGCGGCAGCCGACUCAAACACAAGUACCACCACGAGGCUUCGAAGGCGCUUUCCGCCAGCACUUCAAUAUUUCUAACGGUGGUCGAUCCACCCACCAUGCUCCCGCAACUCAUCCGAUAAAUCCGCGCAACCCCAUGGGAGGGCGAUUCGAUACGUUCUCGUUGAGUACCAUGGAGCAUACCAAGAAGGUACAAAAGUUCCUCGACGAAGGAUUGCGUGAUCUGAUUUUGCACGCUGGAACACCGAAUCCGAACUUUGCCAUGGACGGCGGAUACACCAAUUUCAAGGUGGUAAAGGCACGAUUAAACUCGUACAACCUGAUCUUUGAGGGUAAUCGCUUUCUGCGGCGAAACAAGUCAUGCAGUGGCCUGCCGAAAUGGUACUGGGCAUGCAGCGUUAGUGGCUGUCCGGUCAAAAUUUGUAGCUACAAGGGUCGACUGUUCAAAACAAACGAUAAGAUCAACCACGUUCAUCCACCUACGGAGACAGAUGAAAGUGAACACGAAGUGGUCCUCCCGGACCAGGCCGAUGAAUUAAUGGUACAGCGUGAAUCCCCGGUACAACCCCGUCCACCACAACAGAUUACGCGUCCACCCUUACCAAUUAUUUCAGCUGUUAAGGAAGCUGUGACUGAACUUGCUAAUAAAGAUGAGGAGUAUGAAAGCCCUGAAUCGUAUAAGAUCAUUGAGGAAGAAGACAAAACCGAAGCUCUUAUAUAUAAGGAGCACAAAUUUAAACUUCAAAGUAGUAGGACCGAUGGUGUUAGAAUAUGGAAAUGUGUCACUACUCUGGAAAACGAUGACGUAUGUAGCGAUUCGAUUCGUCAGUUUGUUGAUGGCAGAAUAAAGUUAGGGAAAUUAAUCAAAAAGGAAAAAAUGGGUAACGAUGAGGCCGACAAUGAAAAUGAUGUAGAUGAUCUAGAAGAAGACAAAAGAAAAAAUCGAUCACCAAAAGUGGCAGUUUACAAAGGUUAUCAUUACAAGUAUUGUCACGCAAGACCUGAAGGUACACUCUACUGGCGAUGCAUGCUGAAGCAGGAUAAUAACUGUUUGGCGUCGUUGAAUACAAAGGCCACUUUUGAGUUUAUCAAUUCUAAUGAUCAAACACACAACCAUGAUCCUCCGGACCCAAAUAUAGAAUUAGAAAAUGCUGUCAAAUGCAAUAUCAAACCACCGGCCGAGAAACCCGCUGCACCAACCGCCGGAUCAACCGACUUCCAGCUGGUGAAAAGUGGCCAAAAGCGGGAGUUUCUUAUUUAUCAAGGGUAUCGAUACUACUUCCAGUACGAGUCCAAAAACGGUAAACGUUCGUACCGGUGUACAAUGUUCCGUAACUGUCCGGCUGGAGCGUUCCUCAUGCCGGACAACACAAUUGCAGAGGCUAAAAACUUUGUCCAUACACAUCCCCCAACGGAAGAUUUGGAAAAGUACGUCACUAAAGAUAGUUUAAUUACCAGUCCUAUCAAGGACGUUGAUGGCCAACCAGGAAGGCAGCAGCGAACAGCAGCCGAAACUGGUCACUUUCCUAACCUCAGUGACCCCGUUGCUAAUGCCGUUGCCAGAGAAGAAGUAGCCCGUGCCAAUGGAUAUAAAAUUAUUAAAAAUUAUAAGGGCAAAGACAUCCUUAUCUAUAAUGGUUGGCGAUACUUCGUGGACUACAAGAAGAAAAAUGGUGGACAAGUUUGGCGUUGCUCUUCCCACCGAUUGUGCCGAGGCGCGGUUCACUUGUUUCCGGAUGGUUCCAUAAACUACGCUAAGCUCGUGGACCACAACCACAUGCCCCCGAAACGAAAUCUCACCACUCCCAACAUGUCUGUCGAUUCCACUGGAAUGUCCAUGUCAGGCCUCAGCAACAGUUUCUCUCCUGGAAUGCUGCCGGAUUUCGCUUCGAACGCAUACACCCCACCGUACCACCGCUACAUUUUACACGAAGGACACCGGUUUCGAUUCGCUACCCGUAAACGCGAGGGUACUAUCUAUUGGCGCUGCGCUAUGAGGCUAGAAACCAAAUGUCCGGUAUCCUUCCAUACCAAGGAGGACACGUACGAGCUGGUCAGUAUGCGUAACCAGGAACAUAACCACCCGGUGCCGGAAGUUUGGCCCGAGGUGGCCGGUGGCCAGAUCGACGAGGAGCUUCCCGUGGUCAAGUUGCCGCAGGAGGAAAUCGGAACGUCGGAUUUUAUACUGACGAAAAAUUCCAAGGGACGGGACGUUGUGCUAUACCAGAAUGGGCGGUACUAUCUGGACUAUUCGCGAAAGGAUGGGAAGAUCGUCUUCAGGUGUUCGGCUGUGGCGGGUUGCCGUGCCACGGUUCUCCUACUUCCAAACAAGACCCUCGUGGUUAACAGAGAAAUGAUGCACACUCACGGUUUUCCACCAGUGAUGGACAACAUGAUGAACCCAUCGUCUCUUUCCCUUCGGAAUCCGAGCAGCGGGAACAAAUUGGACGAUGACAUUCAGCUGAUUGCACCGGCAGACCCAUUGGGUCUGGACUUGGAACCGUCUUCUUCGGCAUCAUCUUCAUCUGCAUCGGCUCAUCAGCUGCCCAAAUUCAUCAUCCACCAUGGCUAUCAUUACAAGUUUGUAUCUACGAAUGCCAGCAACCGGAUGGCCUUCUGGCGUUGUUCGAACUAUGAGGCUAAGAUGAACUGCCAGGCGUCCCUCUACACGACCCUGGCCGGACAAGUGAUACGUACUAACAACACGAUGCACAACCACAAAACCGAAGACUAUCACAAUAACUCUGCCAAUAACAGUCUGGCCAGGCGGAAAACUAUGAUCGGCUCGAGAGAUUACAAGAUCGUCAAAAACUGGAAGAACCGUGACGUGUUGGUGUUCCAGCAGUGUCGGUACUUCUUGCACUACGUUCGAAAGGACGGUCGUAAAGUGUGGCGCUGUUCGGCGAUUCGUAGUUGUCAUGCAGCGGUUUACCUUGGAGCGGAUGGCCGAGUGGACCAAGUCAAAGGUGAACACGUACACGACAUUCGACCGGAAGGCGAACCUCGUAGGAGAAGGCCCCGGAAACCUCGCCUGGAAUUGAUGCCACCGCAGACCGUUUCAGCUGGCAGUCAACACCAGCACAUGGGUGGCAAUGGAAUGGCACAUCCCGGUGGAAAUGGUAACGAAUGGAUCGACUACAGUGAUUACGGUAUGCAAAUGAGUGGCAGCAGCAAUGACAACAAUUCUUUGUGGGAUAGUUUCAACCCACACCAAAUGGCCGCAAUGGGAGCAGGAACAGCAGGGCCAACCCCGAUGGGCAAUAACGGAGAUAAUUUUGACUUCAGCUAUCAUUCUGUGUUUGGUAGCCAACCUAGUUUCGGUGACAGCUACGGAAUGGACGCUGACGACGAACCCCUUCCACUGGAACCGGACGUGAGUUUUCAGGAGAGUGACGAUCACUACGAUACCUUGGAAAACCAUCACGAUCUCGAACCGGUGGUGCAGAUGGUUGAGUAAAUGUUUUUUUUUUCUUUUAUUUUCAUCAUUAAGGUCAUAGAGUUAUGACACAAGAAAACCUAUUUAAUCAUUUUUUAGCAAACACAAAAGUUAGUUGGUAAGAGAAUCAACCGCAAAAUUACCUGAACAAACACUGUUUAUUUUAGUUCUUCAUUUUAUUAGGAUUGUUAAACAAUGCAAAUUCAUCUGCACAUCAAGAACUAAAGUAUUUGUUUUUAUUAUUUUCGUAGUCUUUUAUUCAAUGCAGUUUAUAAACCAAUUGUCAGAUACAGGAGUGUAAAAAAUAAAAUGCUCUGAAAAUUAACAGAAAAUGUAGUAAAAAUCCUUUCUUUCACGCCCCUUCUAAUCGGAAUAGUUGGCUAAUUGAAGAAUGUGCUGAUGUAAAAAAAGAGUAUAGACUAGAAUUAAAACUCAAUAGUUCACAUACUUUUCGGGUGGUCGAUAUGGAGAGUGGUUACAAAGGAACAUACUAUUUCUAAACAUUAUAGGUAAACCCAUUUUUAUUCGUUUGUAGAAUCGUAACAUAUAUUCAAUUUUAUUAUUUACACACCAACACUCACAGAAUCCACCACUCGACAUAAAAAGAUAAACCAGCACCUUACUGAAAGUAAACCCUGCUAAGGACAAAUGCAAUUUUACAUGCCCCUUUCCAAUGUUUAAGUACUAUACAUCUACACGAUGGAAAUAUAUAAAUAAAAUUAUAUAUGGUAUUUAUUAUUAGCUAGA